Tarenaya hassleriana is the source of this 2041-nucleotide messenger RNA. RefSeq lists its product as uncharacterized. The transcript has 2 exons. Gene Ontology annotation, molecular function: S-adenosylmethionine-dependent methyltransferase activity. The coding region runs from base 279 to 1838 and encodes 519 amino acids. The record is from RefSeq and is a predicted model, not a curated record. Lineage: Eukaryota; Viridiplantae; Streptophyta; Magnoliopsida; Brassicales; Cleomaceae.
CUCUUUCUCUCACUGUCUCGUCACCUUUACUUUCUCACUCUAAAUCCAUGAGUCUCUCUCUCUCCUUUGCCACAUAGCCGCCGGAGAAUCCCUCGCCGCCCCAUUUCUAAUAUCGGAGCUUCACAAAUCAUGCUCUCUUUCUCCAGUUUUUCCGCUAGAACCCUACCGAUCUGCAACUUUUCAUCUUCCCCUCGAACCCUAAUCGGAGCUAAUCACACCGCUGCUCGCUUUUGCUCCCGAUAAUCUCGUUCCACCUCCUCAGAUUCAGGCGAAAUAUUAUGGAGCCUCUCACGGGGAAGCCGAGCUUCUUGCGGAAUAUCAUGGUGCGAGUUCUUCUCUUUGGCGUUCUGAUAAUCGUCGUUCGAUUUGCUUAUGUCGUCACUAUCGCCGGAGAGUCAUGCAAUCGCGGCGACUUCUGCUUCUUCUCUCUCCCUGAGAAUCUCAACUUUGUCAUCGCCGGCGCCGGAGCCAGAGUUUCUGCUGUCGUCGGUAACGACGACGUCAGAUCUACGCCUGUGGGGUCGGCACGCCAUGAACUGUACACCAGCAAGGAUUGGAUAAAGGCCGUUCAGUUGUACUCCUCCAUCUUUCAGGAUCUGAUUGCUGAUGGUUACCUGUCUCCGGAUUCGAAGUCGCUGUGUGUAGAGACAGCGAUUGGGCAAGAUGUUUUUGCCUUGAGAGAGAUCGGAGUCAAGGAUUCGAUCGGGAUUUCGAAGAAAGCAUCGCGGCCGAUGGUGAUCAAAGGAGAGGGACACGCUAUACCCUUCGAAGAUAACACAUUCGACUUUGUCUUCUCCGGUGGUGGUCGCCUUGAGAAGUCGCUGAAGCAGUUGGCUUUUGCGGAGGAGAUCGUCCGGACCCUGAAACCCGAAGGGUUUGCGGUGGUUCACGUGGGGGCUACAGAUACGUACAGUUUCAAUUCUUUCCUUGAUUUGUUUAAUUCCUGCAAACUGGUGAAGGUGCGUGAUAUAGAUGGUUUUGAUUCAUCGAUGCCUCUUGUAAGAGAAAUUGUUAUUCGGAAACACGCUGAGAUGGGUGGUCAUCGCCGGGAGAAUUCUGGCGGUGACUCAGAUGGUGGUAAUUGUUCGGUUGCGGGAUACAAAAAGGAUUUGAUCCGAAAUGCAGAGCCUCUUAUCAGUGAGGAGCCUCUAAAGCCAUGGAUCACACUGAAGAAGAACAUAAAGAACAUAAAGUAUCUGACUUCCAUGGUAGAUAUAAGUUUCAAGAGUAGAUAUGUAUAUGUUGAUGUCGGGGCGCGGAGUUACGGGUCAAGCAUAGGAAGUUGGUUCAGGAAAGAGUAUCCGAAGCAGAACAAGACGUUUGAUGUUUUUGCAGUAGAAGCGGACAAGACUUUCCAUGAGGAGUACAAGAUGAAGAAAAAGGUUAAGCUGAUACCAUAUGCAGCGUGGGUGAGGAAUGAGACGUUGACAUUCGAGAUAAAUCAUGACCCAGGGAAGGAGGUGAAAGCGAGAGGGAGGGGAAUGGGGAGAAUCCAGCCUGUUCAGUCCUCAUCUGGCAGCGAUGACGGUUUCGACGGGGAGGUGGAUUUGAUAAAAGGGUUUGAUUUCGCAGAGUGGUUGAAGAACACGGUGAGAGAGAGGGACUUCGUGGUGAUGAAGAUGGAUGUGGAAGGGACUGAAUUUGAGCUAAUCCCGAGGUUGUUCGAGACUGGAGCAAUAUGUUUGAUAGAUGAGCUGUUCCUUGAGUGUCACUAUAACAGGUGGCAGAGAUGCUGUCCUGGUCAACGCAGCUCAAAAUACGACAAGACCUAUGAUCAGUGCUUGGAGCUCUUCGCUUCUCUCAGACAAAGUGGUGUACUUGUUCACCAGUGGUGGUAAUGCUUUGCCCUUUCUGCUAGUUUCUGAUUUCCCUCAAGGAGCAGAUAUGAAAAUGUUGUAGGAUUUCUUUUAUAUACACAUAAAUACUUGCUCCGUGUUGAGACGAGAUUCCAUUUUCUGUGAACUGAGGAUGUCAGUUGCAUUCUCGAAGACUUGUUUCUUGCAUGGUGGACAUGAAUGGCAGUGGUGUCUCUUCCCAUGUU